This is a messenger RNA of Macroventuria anomochaeta, 2082 nucleotides long. RefSeq names its product oligomeric Golgi complex subunit 6. The coding region runs from base 1 to 2082 and encodes 693 amino acids. Gene Ontology annotation, cellular component: COG complex. The transcript is spliced from 2 exons. NCBI's taxonomy places the organism in Eukaryota, Fungi, Ascomycota, Dothideomycetes, Pleosporales, Didymellaceae. Gene Ontology annotation, biological process: intra-Golgi vesicle-mediated transport. The record is from RefSeq and is a predicted model, not a curated record.
AUGUCAACGAGUUAUUUCCAGGAGCGUGGCACUCCUGCAUCACAAAAUGGCCUGUCUCCCGCUUCUCCGCAAGUUGGAGCAGGAUCACGUGGGGUCAACGCACUCUCCAGUCGAAUAACCAGCGUACUGUCCGCUUCCUAUGCUGAUCUGGAAAUUCGAGGGGCUCUAGAGACCAUAGAUGAGCGCAAUAUUCAGAACACAGCAGAGACAAGACGGCAGAUUCGACUCGAUGUUCAGAAGGAGGUGAUCGAAUGCAACGGUGAGAUUGUCAAGGAUUUCGGGGAAGUCGCUGAGCAACUGAGGCGUAUUGGCGCGGCUAUCAACAGCUUGAACAGCUCUUGCGCUGAUAUGCGUGCACACAUCACGACUGCAGCCCGUGAGACUGGCCCUGUUCAGGACGAAGCCACAAGCCUUAUCAAUCAGAGGAAACAGAUCGAGAUCAAGCAUCAGAUACUGAAUGCAUUCAGCUUGCACUUCCGGAUUACCGAAGAGCAGGCCACCGUCUUGACGUCUACUGCAGAGCCAGUAAAUGAAGAGUUCUUCCAGAUCUUGACACGCGUGAAGAAGAUCCAUCACGAUUGCCAGGUACUGCUGGGCACCGAAGACCAGCGCCUUGGUCUAGAGAUUCUGGAGCAGAGUUCGAAGCAACUCAACGGAGCGUUCCAAAAACUGUAUCGCUGGAUACAGCAUGAGUUCAAGACUUUAGAUCUGGAGAACCCACAGAUCAGCGCGUCUGUACGACGGUCCUUACGAGUCCUCGCGGAACGACCAACCCUAUUCCAGAGCUGCCUCGACUCUUUUGCCGAAGCUCGAGAAUCGAUUUUGUCUGAUUCUUUCCACGCGGCUCUGACGGGGUCCAACUCGGACACUUCGCAUAUCGCAACUAAGCCUAUCGAGUUCUACGCACACGACCCGUUACGUUACGUCGGCGACAUGCUUGCUUGGGCGCAUUCAGCUACAGUAUCGGAGAGGGAAGCGCUUGAAGUGCUGUUCGUUUCAGACGGUGACGAGAUCAGUCGUUCCAUCCAAGCCGGGCUGGAAAGCGAACCCUGGCUAAGAGGCGAUGGAGACCAGGAAGUGUUCGAUGGCAAGAAGGCCCUAGACCAACUCGUCAGUCGUGACCUUACAGGCGUUGCACGACUCUUACGGCAGAAGACCGAGCAAGUUGUUCAGAGCCACGAAGACGCAACGCUCGCCUACAAGAUCGCCAAUCUGAUCGGAUUCUACAAAGGCACAUUCGUUAAGCUGCUUGGCCAAGACUCAGAUGUCCUUGAUCUUUUCGACACUCUGCAAGCCGCAGCAAUGCGCCAAUUUCGUGCCAACAUGCGUGACCAUGUUGCCACUGUUCAAAGCGAAUUGGCUGUUGUGCCAGCAGAUCUCUCACCUCCCGACUUCCUAGAAGAAGCCCUGCAAACUCUCAAGGUGCUUGCGAAGAGCUACGACACCUCUGUAGCAGCUGUGGACGAGUCAAACAGCGACUUUGAAGCUGUGCUAGCUGAAGCCCUCGAUCCUUUCCUCGGCGGCUGCGUGAAUCUCCAGAAGAGCAUGGAGCAGCCCAAUGGCGCUAUCUUCGCCAUCAACUGCCUCCUCGCUGUCAAGGAGGCACUUACGAGUUUCAAAUUUGCUGCAGAACGAGUCGCUGAGAUGGGCGAGACGAUCGAGGAGCAUAUCGCUGCGCUCGUGGACUACCAGCAUCAGUACCUCCUCCACGAGUCUGGGCUCGUCACACUUCACGAGGCACUCUCGGACAUCACCGAUACGCCUGAAAGCCUGAAGACAAUCCCACAGUUGACUGCAUUCAAACAAGAAGCGUUAGUAGCUACCAGCCAGCAACUGGACGAGUUCCUGCCCUCUGCGCUCAUUGAUGCUGCAGAGAACCUGAAACAAUUACGCAAUCGAACCAUGGUUCAGGAGAUCACGGAGGAAGCGGCAGCCCAGUUCUGCGAAGACUUUGAAUUCGUGGAGAAGAAGAUUGUCGCAGCUGAUGAUCUGCUCUACGACGAAGAUGACGAAGACGCCGAGCCGGGGCUCAGCGACUUAUUUCCUCGCACAGGUGGAGAGAUUAGGGUUUUGCUCAGCUAG